AUGAAUCUCAAUGGAUGGAACAACAUUUUGAACUUGUUCACAGAACAAGCUUUCAAAUUUACUUCUCUAACAGUAAUUCAACAAUUCUGCACGAACUUGAUUGCAAAAUUUACGGAUAAAAUAUUUAACUCACUUGAUUUCACGCCAAUUCCUAAAAAAUCUUUAGUUCAACUUAUUAAAAGUGAUUUACAAAUGAAAGAAAUUGAAAUUUUUUGUUUAUCAUCUAUUGAAUUCUUACAAAAAGUUCGCCCAUAUCAAAAAUUAUUUAAACGUCAAUUUUAUGAAGAUUUAUUAAGUUCUUAUUUGGAACCUAAUAAUGUAUCAACCGAAAACAUUUUACUUCCUAGAAAUAUUAAAGUUAACGAUUCAAAAUUUGUUAAUUCAAAUAUUGUUUCAAUUAUUUCAAGAUGGAUCGAUAAAGUGGAUAUUAAUCAUAGAGUUUCUCAUUUAAGAGAAUUUUAUUUACCAUAUAAACUUGAAUUGUUACUAAGAGGAAGUCGAGAUGGAUUUACACCUAAAAAAUUUCAUACUUUAUUACGUGCAGCCCUAGAUAUUAUUGAUCUGCGAGUUGUUGGUCGAACUUCUAGUAUAUUAUGA
This is a messenger RNA of Rhizophagus irregularis DAOM 181602=DAOM 197198, 597 nucleotides long. RefSeq lists its product as uncharacterized. The record is from RefSeq and is a predicted model, not a curated record. NCBI's taxonomy places the organism in Eukaryota, Fungi, Glomeromycota, Glomeromycetes, Glomerales, Glomeraceae.